UCAAACGAACUCAAUUUACUUCUCCCCAAGGCAAGUGUCCUCUGGGUUCUGGCAGCACAUUUCCUCCACUUUCCCCUCUUGUGCAAAGAUAUCCCAUAGCAAGCACUUACAACAUCCGCAGCAAGCUUAAUUACAAUUAAAUCUUUCUCUCUCUCUCUCUGCUCUGUUUGUUUGGUUUGUUCCUUGCAGAUUCGUUAAAGAAGAGUGGGAAGAUCAGACAUCUCUCUGUCGAUUAAAUAUUGGGUGCAUGCAAAGCUCUAUGGAAAUUCAGUAACAAAAGGCUGGAAAGACCCAGGCAACGGGGACUGAUUUUCUUGGGUUAAACUGAAGAUUGCUUGGGUUCAAUUAACCCUAUCUCUGGAAGUACUCAGGAGGGUUGGAGUUUCAGUUCUUUUUGAUGAACAGGGAUAAUUUGUCUUUGGACAUAAAUUCAUAAUAUCGUUCUUUCAGGCAUUCUUAGGAACAAGGGAGACUGCACAUGAAAAGCAUUCAAUAGCACCUGAAUCCUGGGAAAGGAGUAGAAGCAGCUUUCUUGAAAGUAAAAGGAAAACAAAGAUAGUUAUAGGAUAAUCAAGGCACAUACUUGGCUUGUAUACCACAUCCCAAAUUUUCUUAACAACGUGAAAAUGGGUGGCACGUUGGGGAAGGGUGACUCACCUAGAAAGGGUUGGACUCCAGAAACAAAGCUUGAGGCAAAAAUGGUAGAAGCAAUGCAGAGGAGGGCAUCCAAAGGAUGUGUCAUGAAAUCAUUUGACAGCAUAGUCUUGAAAUUCCCAAAAAUUGACGAGAGUUUUAGAAACUGCAAGACCAUUUUUGAACAAUUUGAUGAGGAUUCAAAUGGUGCAAUAGAUCCAGAGGAGCUGAAGCAUUGCUUCCACAAAUUGGAGAUAUCUUUUACAGAGGAAGAGAUCAGUGACCUCUUUGAGGCGUGCGAUAUCCACGAGAAUAUGGGAAUGAAGUUUAAUGAGUUCAUUGUUCUCCUCUGCCUUGUCUAUCUUCUCAAAGAGGAYCCGGCUGCUCUCCAAUUUAAAUCAAAGAUGGGGUUCCCUAAUCUUGAGGCAACAUUUGAAACAUUGGUUGAUGCAUUCGUGUUCUUGGACAAGAACAGGGAUGGCUAUGUUAGCAAGAAUGAGAUGGUUCAGGCCAUAAAUGAAACUACUUCGGGGGAACGCUCUUCUGGACGAAUAGCCAUGAAAAGAUUUGAAGAGAUGGACUGGGAUAAGAAUGGAAUGGUCACCUUCAAGGAGUUCCUUUUUGCUUUCACCCGUUGGGUUGGGAUGGAUGACAUUGAAGAUGAAGAAGGAGAAGAGAAAGUGUAAAUAACAGAAUAGAUGACAUCCCUAUAAUACUGCCUUCCUGCACUUGAAAGCUGCAAGCUAAGCUUGUCUGAGCAGUCAAAUUAUGAUGUAAGGUCCUGGUUUGAUUUCCCAAUAAUGGUUUUAAGUAUUGAUGAACAUUUUGAAUCAAUCACAUUGGUCAUUCCUCUUGGGUUUGCAACAAAACUCGUGUAAAUAGACUGGCGUGAACCAUUGUAUUUGAUGCAAUUAUAAUUAGAUAAUCAAUCGGUGAUGGUUCUGAAAAAGAAUA
Molecule: messenger RNA, 1587 nt
Organism: Nelumbo nucifera (sacred lotus)
Lineage: Eukaryota; Viridiplantae; Streptophyta; Magnoliopsida; Proteales; Nelumbonaceae
Product: Calcium-binding EF-hand family protein
Molecular function (GO): calcium ion binding
Source: RefSeq, a predicted model, not a curated record